This is a messenger RNA of Cetraspora pellucida, 906 nucleotides long. NCBI's taxonomy places the organism in Eukaryota, Fungi, Glomeromycota, Glomeromycetes, Diversisporales, Gigasporaceae. The record is from the annotation of a GenBank genome assembly.
AUGUCACAAUUAAAGACGUUAUUCAAUAUCAUUAAGGUUACUGAAUUAGAUGGAAAACAAUUUAAUAUUCUUAUGUAUAAAACUGAUGAUGAUAGUCAAUACAUUAUUUCGUUUGUUAUUGAGGAUAAAAUUUAUCAGUGUACUUUACCCGAUGCAAGAAAAGUUAAACUUAAUGAAAAAUCUAGGGAUAUUAAUCCCUAUCCCCUUUUUAGGAUGUUCAUUCAAUGCACUUUUCAGUUAAUCGCAGACUAUAGACGAAAAAAUCGGUUCAAAAAUCCAGAUAUUUCCAAGCUCACUGGAAAGAUGUGGAAAGCUUGUAAAGAUUUCCAAAAAGAAUUCAAAAAAUUUACAAGUGAUGUUAAUCUUUUUCGUCCUAAACCCCAAUUUGGUUUUAGACCUUUUGUACCAAACCAAACACGAGGAGAACGUUCCAACAGAAGUUAUAGAAGAGAUGGAAAUGUGAUUUCUAUUGUUCCUUCUGUCAUUAGCAUUCAACGCGUGCAACAAGAAGCAGGCUCUUCUACAGAACUUGGAGAUUUUUAUUAUCAUGGUUCGGAGUGGACUAACAAGAAAAACAAGAUUGAUCGCAAAAAACAGGAUGACUGUGUAAAUCCACUGACUACACAAACUACAUCAAUUACUGAAAAUGAUCCUUCUAUUCCCUCUGAUGAUGGUACAUUCAAUCCACUAAUGUCCUUGACUCUUGGUCGUGAUGAAACGUGGCAGCAAGAAAUUGAUGAUUAUUUAAACUGGUUGUCUAUGGCAAAUCAAGGUGUCGAUUUAUUACAAUAUUCUAACGUUAAUAACUAUUAUGAUCCAAGUAUUCAAAAUAAUGCAAACUUUAACAUUCCGGGAAGCUUAAACACAAAUGGCUUUGGAACAAAUGGACAAGAUGGACAGAACUGA